Molecule: messenger RNA, 360 nt
Organism: Meloidogyne enterolobii
Lineage: Eukaryota; Metazoa; Nematoda; Chromadorea; Rhabditida; Meloidogynidae
Source: the annotation of a GenBank genome assembly
AUGAUGGAAGUAAAAGAAUUACUUCUUUUAAUUGACCAAAUAAGAGCUAAAUAUCCAGAUAAAGAAGAUAUUUCUUCUUUAGAUAUACUUAAAUAUGUACAGGAAUUAAAUGCUGAUGGAGCUUUUGGGGGAAAUUGGUCACAUCGAACUUUUAGUCUUUGGCUGUUACAACACCAAAGAAGAAAUACUUUGGCAUUUACUCCUCAAAGUUUUGAGGCGCUUAAAUUUGCUGAUGAAAUGGAUCAAGAAGAAGAACAAUUACUAAAUUCUACAGUUAAUGCUCUAUUAAUAAAUUGGCGCCGACAAAGAAAGCGUGGGGAACAAAAUACAUUUAUUCCCCUUUUGCCAUUUGGAGUUUGA